This is a messenger RNA of Pleuronectes platessa (European plaice), 2394 nucleotides long. RefSeq names its product neurotrophic tyrosine kinase, receptor, type 1 (gene ntrk1). Lineage: Eukaryota; Metazoa; Chordata; Actinopteri; Pleuronectiformes; Pleuronectidae. Gene Ontology annotation, cellular component: plasma membrane; axon; signaling receptor complex. The transcript is spliced from 17 exons. The record is from RefSeq and is a predicted model, not a curated record. Gene Ontology annotation, molecular function: neurotrophin binding; transmembrane receptor protein tyrosine kinase activity; neurotrophin receptor activity. Bases 1 to 2394 code for a protein of 797 amino acids. Gene Ontology annotation, biological process: cellular response to nerve growth factor stimulus; cell surface receptor protein tyrosine kinase signaling pathway; regulation of phosphatidylinositol 3-kinase/protein kinase B signal transduction.
AUGGCUGUGGCACCCCGGGCCCUGGCACCUCUCCUGCCCCUGGUGCUGGCUCUGCUCAGCCUGGCCCCGGCGCCCGCCUCAGCAGGAUGCCCGUCGGCUUGCCGGUGCUCUUUUGCCAUGGUGCAGUGCCUGGAGUCCGAUGGCAUCACCAGCGUCCCGACUCUGGCGAAGCAGGAGAGCGAGAACGUGACGGAGAUUUACGUAGAAAACCAAGCAGGCCUGGUGAAUCUCACAGACUUCGAUCUUGUUCACUACAAAGAGCUGAAGAACCUCACCGUCACGUCAUGUCGGCUCAGGUUCAUCUCGGCCAACGCCUUCCAAAAAAACGUCAAGCUCCAGUAUGUGAACCUGGCGUCAAACUCUCUGGAGCACAUCUCCUGGAGGGUGUUUCAUUUUCUACCUUUGCUCAACCUGGUCUUGAGGGACAACCCUCUGCUGUGCUCAUGUGAUCUCUACUGGCUGCAGGAGUGGCAGCGGAGCGACCGCGGCGACGUGGACAACCAGUGGUUGUCUUGCUUCUCUGACGAACAGGAAGUGGCCCUCAACUCUCUGGUGAUAAACAACUGCAGUUUGCCGGUGGUGUACAUCGACUCCCCCGGAGAAAAGACUCAAGAAGGAGGCAACCUGACGUUUGUGUGUCACGUGACAGGAAAUCCAACUCCCAACGUCAGGUGGCGAACAGACAAGCUCAAAUCUCCCUUUGAAACCCAGGAGAUCAUCUCGGGCUCCUCGCUGGAGCUGGUCCUUCUCCUCAGCAACGUGUCCUCCGGUGACAACCUGCACAAUCUCACCUGCGAGGCCGACAACCGAGCCGGGCCCAGGGAGGAGAUGGUGACACUGGACAUUGAGUUUCCAGUCAAAAUCGUCUUCCUGAAAAACGCCGUGCAGCAGCAUUUCUGGUGUUUCCCCUUCGCCGUGGACGGGAACCCGGAGCCGAGCUUCUCCUGGCUCUACAACGACGAGGAGCUGAUAGAGAACCGGUUCCAGUACACCCAGAUCAUCCCGGACUCGCUGGACGGGUCGGAGAAACACGGCUGCCUCUUCCUCAACAAGCCCACCCACAUGAACAAUGGAAACUACACCCUGAUCGUGCAGAACAAACUGGGAAGGGACAGCGCCACCGCCAUCGGGAAUUUUAUGGAAAACCCUUUUGACGAGGCGGAUCCUGAGGGCUCCUUUCCCGUCCUUAAUCCGGCUCCAACCAACAUGGACGUCACAGAGAACCCAGAGAGUCGGGUGUUCGUGGUUUCUGUGGCCGUGGGUCUCGCCGUGUUCGCCUGCACUUUUCUUCUCAUCAUGGUCUCGGUGAUUAACAAGUGUGGCCAGAACUCCAAGUUUGGCAUUCACAGGUCGUCUGUCCUGGGGGCCGAGGACGACCUGGCCGUCUCGCUGCGUUUCAUGAACUUCGGCACCAGCCCGCCUUCCUCUGAUGAAGACUCGGGUUUGUCCAGCUUCGUCGAGAAUCCGCAGUACUUCUGCGGAAUCAUCAAGGACAAAGACAUGUGUGUGCAGAACAUUAAACGGCAGGACAUUACGCUGAAGUGGGAGCUCGGCGAGGGAGCGUUUGGUAAAGUGUACCUAGCAGAGUGCGCACACCUGAGUCCCGACAGCGACAAGAUGCUGGUCGCCAUCAAGACGCUGAAGGACGCCAACGAGUCGACCCGGCAGGACUUCCAGAGGGAGGCGGAGCUGCUGACGGUGCUCCAGCACCAGCACAUCGUGCGCUUCUAUGGCGUGUGUACGGACGGAGAGCCGCUGGCCAUGGUGUUCGAGUACAUGAGGCACGGAGACCUCAACCGCUUCCUUAGAGCUCACGGCCCGGACGCUCGGAUCCUGGAGGAGACCAAGAUGCCUCCGCUGGGUCAGCUCACUCUGCCUCAGAUGCUGCAGAUCGCGGCGCAGAUCGCCUCGGGCAUGGUCUACCUGGCGUCGCUGCACUUCGUCCACCGCGACCUGGCGACCCGCAACUGCCUGGUGGGAGAGGGCCUGGUGGUCAAGAUCGGAGACUUCGGGAUGUCCCGAGACAUCUACAGCACAGACUACUACCGGGUGGGUGGACGCACCAUGCUGCCGAUCCGCUGGAUGCCCCCGGAGAGCAUCAUGUACAGGAAGUUCACCACGGAGAGCGACAUCUGGAGCUUCGGCGUGGUCCUGUGGGAGAUCUUCACCUACGGCAAACAGCCCUGGUACCAGCUGUCCAACAGUGAGGCCAUCGAAUGCAUCACACAGGGACGGGAGCUGGAGAGGCCCCGCACUUGCCCCAAGGAGGUGUACAUGCUGAUGCAGGGCUGCUGGCAGCGAGAGCCCCAGCAGAGGAUGGUCAUCAAGGACAUCCACAGCCGGCUGCUGGCCCUGGUCAAGAACCCGCCGGUGUACCUGGACAUCCUGGGAUAG